Messenger RNA from Phalaenopsis equestris, 899 nucleotides. RefSeq lists its product as uncharacterized. Bases 29 to 637 code for a protein of 202 amino acids. The record is from RefSeq and is a predicted model, not a curated record. The transcript has a single exon. Lineage: Eukaryota; Viridiplantae; Streptophyta; Magnoliopsida; Asparagales; Orchidaceae.
CCGCGUCGGCAAAGCUCCGCCAGCAACAAUGGCGUCCGGCUGGAACAAAUCCAUACUCUGCAACUCCAACGCUUUGAAAGACGUUUACCUCCCCAACUCUACCACAUCAUCAAAGAAAUCCGGCACUCCCGCUUUCUCCUGCACCAGCUCAUCCCAAACUCUUCGCGACGUCGUCUUCCUCAUCCCUAAUAAAGUCCCCCCUCCCCCCAAAAAAUCCCGAAGCCCUCAUUCUAAUUUCCCCCAAAACCCUAAACCAAAUCCUAAAUCCAAACCCAAAUCCAAACCCAAGGCAUUAUCCAUCCCGUCGCCACCUCCUUCCCCCGUCUCCCUCCCAACCCUCGUCGAUUUGCCGCCGGGACACUCUUCCCGCCGCGUCGUCGAGCUAAUCUUCGAAUCGAGCUGGUCGCCACGAGGUUCAAUCUCACCUUUCCCCGGCGAGAUUGAGAUGCUCUUCCGCGUCCACCACCCGCCGCGCUCCGUCGCUCGCUUCGAGGACCACCGUUCCGCUGUCCGAUCUCGAUCCGACGAUCCUCGAUGCGCGGCAGAUGGCAAUGAGAUGAUGCGGUUUCAUCCUUCUGUCGCCGCUUCGGCAGCCGCCGGCGCGUCUACAACGCCGGGCUGUUUGUCUGCACGGUAGGUACGAUGAAGGGAGUCCGCACCUUCGCCGGAAGCGGUAGGGCGCAUGCGACCGCCGGCGAUGGACCGGGCCGUCGGGCCAUGCUGGUUUGUCGUGUCAUAGCGGGCCGGGUUAGGGAUGGGCCUGAUUCGAGUUCGGAGGCUGACUCGAUCCGCGUGGGGAAAGGGGAGUUGCUUGUCUUUGACCCGAGGGCCGUACUCCCCUGCUUCCUAAUUAUCUAUAAAAUUUCUCUUUAAUUAAUUAAUACGAUGAUAUUGAAAUA